AUGUCGAGAGACGCGAGCCUUUCGCCGAAGUCUGCCGAUACACGAUUUGGUUUCGUCGGAACAGCAAACGAGCCGAUUAAAGUCGAGGUUGUUGACGAAGAACAGAGCUCAAAUGCCAAUCAACUUGGAUUUUCUACUACGUUGUCGACGUCAUUCGUUGUUCCCGAUGACAUGUCUGAGUCGGUCGAUGACUUAACUGUCACAAAGGAGAAAAAGAAAUUGAAGCCAAGUAAAGUAGCAGAAGAUAUAACUCGAAAAAGGAAGGAUACUACCAAUUCGAUUACCAAUUUCUUUCAUCGAUUCACUCGAGGAGACCGUGAAGAAAAGAAGAUCGUGGAAGAAGAGGAGGAAGAGCUUGUGGAAAGGCCUGGCAAGCUAAUAAGUCCAGAGUCGGAAGAGAAAUGGUUUGAAUCAAGAACACUUGAUGAACAAGUUCUGGGCCACGAAGGAAAUGCAGAAGUGUACGAGUGGGAUCCGAAUAAUAUGACGGAAACACUAGUUCGCGAGCCACCUCCUCUCGAUCCAAGCAAUGCGAUAUUUGAAGAAAAGGGAAUGUUGAAACUGCUGGAGGAAUUUCGAAAUGGCGAGUUACGUUGGCUUGAUGAACCACAGAUAUCUGCGAUGGGGAAGGUGAAAGAAGCUCAUGAAGAUGUGUCGAAUAUUCAUUUGAAAGUUUAUGAAAUUGAAUCUGCAAAACGGAAAAGGAGAAAACACGAGAAAAGAGCUGAAGAAAACUCUACUUUCUCCGAUUCUGAUGAUUCUGAUGAAGAGAGAGUCAUUGAAAAGCUGUUUGAGAAGAUGAAUUCCCAUAUGGUCAACAUGCACUCUGCACUUGAUACUGUACCAUUUUACGAUGCUUCUCAGAAUCGAAAUGAUAAUGACGAGGAGUACUUUUCUUCAUAA
Molecule: messenger RNA, 903 nt
Organism: Caenorhabditis remanei
Lineage: Eukaryota; Metazoa; Nematoda; Chromadorea; Rhabditida; Rhabditidae
Exons: 4
Coding region: 1-903 (300 amino acids)
Source: RefSeq, a predicted model, not a curated record